This is a messenger RNA of Rotaria socialis, 3156 nucleotides long. Lineage: Eukaryota; Metazoa; Rotifera; Eurotatoria; Philodinida; Philodinidae. The record is from the annotation of a GenBank genome assembly.
AUGGUCAAUGUGCUAAUCAAGACUUUAUUUAUUUAUUUUCUUCUGAAUACAUCAACAGCAACAAUUGAUAGCGAUGAGAUAUUUCCUUGUAAUGUAACAACAAAUCUAAAUGAAGAAACACUUAGUAUAGAAUAUGAAGCGAAAACGAUACAAGAUGAAUUUAUUGUUCAAUUUACCGGCUAUUAUACUGAAAUUACUCGUAAAAAUUAUUUAGCACGAGUCUUUGAACAUAAUAAUGUAUUUGACUAUGAGAUAAUUAAAAGAACUAAUCUCAUGCAAACUUAUCCAUCUGAUUUUGAUAUUGUUCGAUUUAAUGGCGAUAAACAAAUAAUUCAAGCUCUCAAGAAACGUCCAUUAAUUCGUGCAAUUAGUCCUCAUCGACAGAUUAUUCGUCAUAUUCAUUAUUCAACUGUUGAAGAAGAACAUGAAAUAACUGGCAAUAAAAGAAAGUUACAUCGUAGUCCACCAAAUUAUAUUCGAAUAGCAGAAACUUUACAAGCACCAAAAUUAUGGAAAAUGGGUCAUCGAGGUUUCGGUAUUCAUGUAGCAGUAUUUGAUACAGGUAUUCAAGAUGGGCAUCCACAUUUUCCUAAUAUUGCCGAAGUAACCAAUUGGACGGAUGAAAAAAAUGAUUAUGAUACCAUCGGUCAUGGAUUAUUUGUUGCUGGUAUUAUUGGUAGUAAUAGAGAAUGCUUAGGCAUUGCACCAGAAGCACAGUUACAUAUAUUCAAAGUUUUUACGAAUAAUCAUAUAUCUUAUACAUCUUGGUUUCUUGAUGCUUUUAAUUAUGCUAUUAUUAAGAAAGUACAUGUACUCAAUUUAAGUAUUGGUGGUCCAGAUUUUAUGGAUCAACCAUUUAUUGAUAAGGUAUGGGAUUUGACAUCGAAUAGUAUUAUUCUUGUAUCGGCUAUUGGAAAUGAUGGACCUUUAUAUGGUACAUUAAAUAAUCCUGCUGAUCAAAUGGAUGUGAUCGGAGUUGGAAGUAUAACUGUAGAUGAUGCUAUAUCACGUUUUUCAUCUCGAGGAAUGACAAUAUGGGAGCUUCCCGAUGGAUAUGGUCGAGUGAAGCCCGAUUUAGUAACAUAUGGUUCACUUGUUAGAGGUUCAAAUCUUGUAUCUGGAUGUAAAGUUUUAUCGGGUACAAGUGUUGCAUCACCUGUUGUUGCUGGUGCUGUUGCUCUUUUAGCAAGUUCUGUACUUCAUCGUACACCGAAUAUAAUUAAUCCAGCUAGUUUAAAACAAGCCUUAUUAGCAUCUGCUCAACGUAUUCGACAUGCUAAUAUGUUCGAACAAGGACAUGGAAAAUUAAAUUUAUUACGAGCUUUUCGUGUUCUCAAUCAAUAUGUUCCACAAGCAUCACUAAGUCCAUCGUAUAUUGAUUUUACAGAAUGUCCAUAUUUUUGGCCAUAUUGUUUACAACCGCUUUAUCAUAGCGCGAUGCCAAUUAUUGUUAAUGUCACAAUUUUAAAUGGAAUGGACGUUGUUGGUGAAAUUGUAGGACAGCCUCGAUGGCAUCCACAAGAGAUAUAUGGUCAAUACCUUGAAUUAUCGUUUGAUUUUUCAUCAAGAUUAUGGCCAUGGUCAGGGUAUCUUGCAUUAUCGAUGACUAUUCAUCAGAAUGCUUCAGAGUUCGAAGGAAUAGUACAAGGUUAUGUUACAUUAAGUGUUGAAUCACCAGCAAAAGAUUCGGAAAGCUUACCUCAACGAAGUGAUCUACUGCUACCGAUUCGUGUACGUAUAAUUCCAACACCAAUACGUUCUCAUCGUAUACUUUGGGAUCAAUAUCACUCAAUUGGUUAUCCACCUGGCUAUUUUCCACGUGAUGAUUUAAGACAGAAAAAUGAUCCACUUGACUGGAAUGCUGAUCAUAUUCAUACGAAUUUUCGUCAUGUUUAUGAACAUUUAAGAAAUGCUGGAUAUUUUAUUGAAGUAUUAGGAAAACCCUAUACAUGCUUUGAUGCUUCUCUGUAUGGAACCUUAUUAAUUGUUGAUCCAGAAGAAGAAUUUUUCGUUGAAGAAAUUUCGAAGUUAAAUAAUGAUAUUGUUAAUAAAUCUUUAUCGCUUAUUGUAUUUGCUGAUUGGUAUAAUGUAUCUGUUAUGAAACGUGUUCAAUUUUUUGAUGAAAAUACUCGACAAUGGUGGCUACCAGAAACCGGUGGUGCUAAUUUACCAGCAUUAAAUAAUCUUCUAAAACCACUUGGCAUUGCUUUAGGUGAUACUGUUUUAGAAGGCAAUUUUGAUCUUGGUGAACAUACAAUCUAUUAUGCAUCAGGUACACAUAUAGUUCAAUUUCCAGCUGAUGGCUAUCUAAUCUAUCGUCCAUUAAUUGAUCAAGGUGAAACAAUAAUACGAAUGCCUAUUUCUCCAAAAAUGCCUCAACAGCGUCAUUUAAAUCUAGAAGACCAUGAAAAUCUCGUAACACAACAACAACAAGAUAUUGAAUCUAUAGUCAAAUCUCGGUCUAGUUCAAUGCCAAUUCUCGGUCUUGUAGAAGCAUCUGGUGGUGGGCGUGUAGCAGUAUAUGGCGAUUCAAACUGUAUUGAUUCGGUACAUCUUUCACGUGAUUGUUAUUGGCUUUUAUUGGCUCUAUUAGAAUUUACAACAUCAAGUCGUGUACCUAAACUAUUUUUGCAAUUAGAUGAAAAUAAACAAAUGGAUCUAGAAGUACCUGAACUAGAAAGAUUAAAUACAAGUCGUUUACAUAAAUUUUCUCGUGUCAUUGAAAAAAAUGAUCUAGAUAAUACAAACCAACAAAGAAAAUUACCUCAAUGUAUUAUUAAUCGACCAGUUAAACCAUCAGAACCAUUGGCGACGACGUUGGCAUCACACAAUAACAUAAUGAAAUAUCAAAAUCGUUUCAUGUCAAAUGAUGAUGAUAAUAUUGAUAGUCAUGUUAUGAUUGAUCAUAGUGAAACAACAUCUCGUUUAGCGCAAGCCUUUUUUACAUUGCAAAAUCCUAUAUUUAUCCCAUUAUUAAUUGGUUCAAUUGGCGUUUUUCUUGUUUUUAUGAUACUAUGUCGAUCACGCAUUUAUCACUUAUUAAUUUUUAUAUUCUAUGGAAAUGAUUUUUAUCAUCAAAGAUCUUCUAAUUCAAGAUUAAAAACUACUUCAAAACAACAACAAUAUCAUUUUAUGUCAUCAUUCAGUAAACCAUGA